This is a messenger RNA of Ipomoea nil (Japanese morning glory), 4165 nucleotides long. RefSeq names its product mediator of RNA polymerase II transcription subunit 16-like. Gene Ontology annotation, biological process: regulation of DNA-templated transcription. NCBI's taxonomy places the organism in Eukaryota, Viridiplantae, Streptophyta, Magnoliopsida, Solanales, Convolvulaceae. Gene Ontology annotation, cellular component: mediator complex. The coding region runs from base 101 to 3847 and encodes 1248 amino acids. The transcript has 16 exons. The record is from RefSeq and is a predicted model, not a curated record.
AGACUUUCGGCACCACCACUUUCUCUCUCUAUACAUACAGAAGUCCAAUAAUAUAUAAAAUUUAUAUUAGGGUUUUUGGUCUUUUCAUUUUGUUAUUCAAAUGACCACCAAUCCAAUUGCUCCACCAGCACCAGCAGAUGCUACUAAGGACUCUGAGGAGGAUUCCUCUUCCGCUAACUCUAACGCAGUUCUUGAAGCUUCCAAGUCUCCCGACAAGGUGGAAAUUGCCGAGGACGGUGUUGGAGCUGCGGGGGUGACGGACAAGGACACUGCCAUGGCCACGGCGGUGGUAGCAGCAACAGCAGCAGCAGAUGAUCCCAUGGAGGAGGAUCCAGUUGGUCCCGCGACGGUUUUUUGCAUCCGGCUUAAACAGCCUAGGUCGAACUUGCUGCAUAAAAUGAGUGUGCCGGAGCUCUGUCGUAAUUUCAGUGCUGUUGCAUGGUGUGGAAAGCUGAAUGCCAUAGCAUGUGCAUCUGAAACUUGUGCAAGAAUCCCAAGUUCAAAUGCAAACCCACCGUUUUGGAUCCCCAUACAUAUUGUGAUCCCAGAGCGUCCAACUGAAUGCACAGUUUUUAACGUUAUUGCAGAUUCACCUCGUGACUUGGUUCAAUUUAUUGAGUGGUCCCCUACUUCUUGUCCUCGUGCUCUUCUCAUUGCUAAUUUCCAUGGAAGAAUAACUAUCUGGACUCAACCUUCUCAAGGUCCGGUUAAUCUGGUAAGAGAUGCUAGCUGUUGGCAGAAAGAAUAUGAAUGGCGGCAGGAUAUUGCAGUUGUAACUAAGUGGAUGUCAGGGGUGUCUCCGUAUAGGUGGCUUUCAUCAAGGUCUGGUAAUGCCUCUAAGUCAAUAUUUGAGGAGAAAUUCCUUUCCCAGCAACCACAACCUCCAGCUGGAUGGCCAAAUUUUCUGUGUGUAUGCUCUGUCUUCUCAUCAGGAUCUGUUCAGCUCCAUUGGUCACAAUGGCCACCCAAUCAGAGUGGUGAACCAUCAAAGUGGUUUUGUACAAGCAAAGGGCUCUUGGGAGCUGGACCCAGUGGCAUCAUGGCUGCAGAUGCUAUCAUAACAGAUUCUGGAGCCAUGCAUGUGGCAGGUGUUCCAAUUGUGAAUCCAUCUACUGUAGUUGUUUGGGAGGUUACACCUGGUUCUGGGAAUGGAUUUCAAGCAACUCAGAAGGCAAGUGUGAGCAAUGGGGUUCCACCAUCACUUAAUCCUCCUUCAUGGGAUGGUUUUUCUCCUCUGGCUGCAUAUUUGUUUAGCUGGCAAGAGUUUUUAUUACAAGAAGCAAAACUAGGGAAGAAACAUACAGAGCAAGACUACAGUGACAUGGUAGUUCUUCAUUGUUCACCAGUUUCCAACUUUUCUGCAUAUGUGAGUCCUGAGGCUGCAGCUCAGUCAGCUGCUAACACUACAUGGGGUUCUGGUGUCACUGCUGUUGCAUUUGAUCCUACUCGUGGUGGUUAUGUGAUAGCUGUUGUGAUAGUUGAGGGACAAUACAUGUCCCCUUAUGAUCCUGAUGAAGGCCCUUCAAUCACGGGAUGGAGAGUUCAACGUUGGGAAUCAUCUGUGGAGGAUGUUGUUCUCCAUCAAAUAUUUGGUAAUCCCACAUCCAGUUUUGGUGGUCAGGCACCAAAGCAGACAGUGUGGGUGAGUAAAGUAAUUAAAUGCAUUCCAGCAUCUAAUGAUUUCAAGUGUCCCCGAGCAGCAGGAGCCAUACCUGCGUCUGGUGUACAAAAUGUUUCUGACAGUGCUGUUGAGAUGGCAAAGAGGGUCUCUUUUGAUCCUUUUGAUCUUCCAAGUGAUAUUAGAACCCUUGCCCGGAUUGUUUAUUCUGCUCAUGGGGGUGAAAUCGCAGUUGCUUUUUUACGAGGAGGGGUUCAUGUAUUCUCAGGUUCAAGUUUCACCGCUGUUGACAGCUACCAUAUUAAUGUUGGGUCUGCAAUCGCUGCUCCUGCUUUCUCUUCAACCAGUUGUUGCUCAGCUUCUGUUUGGCAUGAUACGAGCAAGGAUUGUUCCAUAUUGAAGAUAAUCCGUGUUCUGCCCCCUGCUGUUCCUAGUAAUCAGGUGAAAGCUAACUCUGCGACAUGGGAACGUGCUGUUGCAGAGAGAUUUUGGUGGAGUCUUUUAGUGGGGAUUGAUUGGUGGGAUGCUGUUGGGUGUACACAAAGUGCUGCAGAAGAUGGCAUUGUUUCAUUGAACAGUGUCAUUGCAGUAUUGGAUGCAGACUUCCACUCUCUUCCCUCUACACACCACAGGCAGCAAUAUGGACCUAGUCUAGACAGGAUAAAAUGUAGGCUUCUAGAAGGUACAAAUGCUCAAGAAGUCAGGGCUAUGGUACUUGACAUGCAAGCAAGGUUGCUAUUGGAUAUGCUUGGCAAAGGAAUUGAAUCAGCUUUAGUGAAUCCUUCAGCUUUGUUCCCAGAACCAUGGCAAGCAUCAAGCGAAACACUAUUUGGUACUGAUCCUGAAGCAAUGGCUGUUGAUCCACUUCUAGUUCCAAGUAUCCAGGCUUAUGUUGAUGCAAUACUUGAUCUAGCAUCUCACUUUAUUACACGUUUGCGGCGUUAUGCAAGUUUUUGCCGUACAUUAGCAAGUCAUGCUGUUACUGCAGGCACCGGUGGGAGUCGGAAUAUGGUGAGCAGUCCUAUCCAAAGUUCUGCUCCUCCUACAACAACUCAGGGGGCUCAAGGUGGCACUGCAAGUUCUACUGGAAGUACACAGAUGCAAGCAUGGGUACAGGGUGCUAUAGCUAAGAUUAGUAGCACUGCUGAUAGUGUUCCAAGUUCAGCCCCGAACCCGAUUAGUGGUCCAUCAACUCUUAUGCCAAUAAGUAUCAAUACUGGCACUUUUCCAGGAACUCCUGCAGUUAGACUUAUUGGGGAUUGCCAUUUUCUUCACCGACUAUGUCAACUUUUGCAUUUCUGUUUUUUCUUUCGUCGAACACAAUUGCCCCAGUAUAUUCAAAAGAAAGGUGACUCUUCUAUGCAAAAACCUCAACCCAUUUCUCUUGCCAAAGUAGAAGAAUCCAACUCUGUUUCUAAACCAACAGCAGGCGGUCAACUUGGCUCUGGCGGAAAGGGAUCUGAGGAUGGUCUAUCUAACCGGUCAAGGAUAGGUUCUGGCAAUGCUGGACAAGGAUACACAUAUGAUGAGGUGAAGGUUCUGUUUCUUAUUUUAAUGGAUCUUUGCCGUCGGACAGCAGGGCUGGCACAUCCAUUGCCAGUUUCUCAAGUUGGGAGCAGCAACAUUCAGAUUCGGCUUCAUUACAUAGAUGGGAACUAUACUGUUUUACCAGAAGUUGUGGAAGCUUCCCUUGGCCCGCAUAUGCAGCAGAAUAUGCCACGGCCAAGAGGCGCAGAUGCUGCAGGUUUGCUACUUCGUGAGUUAGAACUCCAUCCUCCUGCAGAAGAAUGGCACAGGAGGAAUAUGUACGGUGGUCCCUGGUCUGAUCCGGAGGAUAAUGGUUCAUUGGAUAACUCUAGACUUAGCCCCUCCAGAGACUUGCUCGAGUGUAGCUCAUCUGAAUACUGUGAUGUUCACUACGGAGCUCAUGGUUUAUGGCCAAGGAAACGUAGAAUGUCUGAGCGAGAUGCAGCCUUUGGCUUGAAUACUUCAGUAGGUCUGGGUGCAUAUCUUGGUAUAAUGGGAUCUCGUAGAGAUGUCGUGACCGCCAUCUGGAAGACCGGGCUUGAAGGAGUUUGGUACAAGUGCAUAAGAUGUCUGCGACAGACUUCCGCUUUUACUCCACCAGGCGCCACUCCCGGGAAUCAUAACGAGAGGGAAACAUGGUGGAUCAGCCGCUGGGCAUACGGUUGUCCAAUGUGCGGUGGGACAUGGGUUCGCGUUGUAUAGCCUUGAAAAUAUCGCUUUCAGCAUUGAAGAUGCCUGUUGGUUUUAAGCUUGCUUGCGCCAGUUAGUCGAUGCUUUCUCCCAGUUGUGGCGCUGACAUUUACGGCUUAGAAUGUUUUUGGGCAUUUCAUCAGGAGAAACAAAAACUCAGGUCUGGAAUCCUAGGAUUUUUGUGAGGGUUGGCGGAGUCUUUGUUGUGUGUAUAAAUGUACAGACAAAUUUAAAUCUUGGUAUAUUUCUGAAGGUACAUAUGCAUUGCGUUUUCCUUUCAAGAAACUGGGCACAUAUAUAGAAUUAAUUGACAAUAUGCGAUUGAUUACA